Molecule: messenger RNA, 2466 nt
Organism: Thelazia callipaeda (thelaziosis nematode)
Lineage: Eukaryota; Metazoa; Nematoda; Chromadorea; Rhabditida; Thelaziidae
Source: the annotation of a GenBank genome assembly
AUGGACUUGAUCAGCCAUGAAGAUGAAAAUCGAGCUCGUGAAAUCACAUUGGAAUAUCUGAAUUUUCUGGAUGAUUCUGAUGGUAACAAAACUUAUACCCAAAAAUGUGAAGACAUGGUUAAGGAAAAUGGAUCACGAAUGAUUAUUAACUUGAAUGAAUUGCGAAAGAAGCUCCCUGAACGUGUAAAUGGGCUUCUACGAAAUUUCGUACCCGAAAUUUUGUGUUUGCAACAAGCUGUGAAAGAUUAUGUUAGCCGUUUGGAUCCAGAUUAUGGAAAAAGCAAAGAUUUCAACGUUGGUUUUGAAGGGAGCUUUGGUGACCGACACGUCAAUCCUCGAACACUUAAGUCGCAAUUUCUCGGUAAUCUGGUAUGCUGUGAAGGCAUUGUCACAAAAUGUUCUGCUCUGCGGCCAAAAGUAGUUCGCAGCGUACACUACUGUCCUGCUACAAAGAAAACCUUUGAGCGACGUUACACGGAUUUGACUACAUAUGAAGCUUUCCCUUCUAGUAAUGUCUAUCCAACGGAAGAUGAAAACAAAAACCCGCUUGAAACCGAAUAUGGCUUAAGUACAUAUCGAGAUCAUCAAAUGUUUUCGAUACAGGAAUUACCGGAGUAUGCACCACCAGGACAGUUGCCACGUUCGGUGGAUGUCGUAGCAGACGAUGAUUUGGCAGAUAGUUGUAAGCCUGGUGAUCGUGUUCGUGUGAUUGGUUUGUAUAGAUGUUUACCGAAUAAACAAAAUGGUUAUAGUAGUGGAAGUUUCAGAUCAAUUAUUAUUUCCAACAAUAUACAAUUGCUGAGUAAGGAGAUGCAGCCAAAUUUUUUACCAGAUGAUAUCAAAAAUAUUAGGAAAAUGAGUCGACAAAAGAACAUAUUUGAUACACUCGCAAGAUCGUUGGCACCAUCAAUAUGGGGACACGAAGAAGUGAAAAAAGCAAUACUUUGUCUUUUAUUAGGAGGAAAUGAAAAGCUUUUGCAAAAUGGUUCACAUAUUCGAGGGGAUAUAAAUAUUCUUCUCAUAGGAGACCCCUCAGUUGCAAAAAGUCAGCUAUUAAGAUAUGUACUGCAUACCGCACCACGUGCAGUUGCAACUACUGGACGGGGAUCGAGUGGUGUAGGUUUAACUGCAGCAGUAACGACUGACAUUGAUUCUGGAGAACGUCGUCUUGAGGCAGGUGCCAUGGUUUUGGCUGAUCGAGGAAUUGUUUGUAUUGAUGAAUUCGACAAAAUGUCCGAUAUCGAUCGUACAGCAAUACACGAAGUGAUGGAACAGGGAAGAGUAACAAUUGCUAAAGCUGGUAUCCAUGCUAAAUUAAAUGCACGAUGUUCUGUUCUGGCUGCUGCAAAUCCAGUCUUUGGAAGAUAUGAUUCAUUCAAGAGUCCUAUGGAGAACAUUGGCAUGCAGGAUUCUCUGUUAUCUCGAUUUGAUCUUAUAUUUGUCUUAAUGGAUGAGCAUGAUCCAGAAAAUGAUAAUAGCAUCGCAGAGCACAUACUAAAACUUCAUCAAUAUCGUACGCCCGGAGAACCAGAUGGUACAGUCCUACCAAUGGGGACUGCUGUUGAAAAGCUUACGACUUUUGAUGUAGAAGAAGACGAAUCAUCAACGAAUGAAAUUUGUAUAAAAAGCAAAGAGUGGUGUGCGGGCAAGAUAAGAGACAAAUUGUUGACUGUGCAGUUUGUUCGAAAAUAUAUUCAUAUGGCAAAAUCUUUAAAACCAAAGCUGACUGAAGAAGCUUGUGCUUUUAUUAGCAGUUGUUAUUCUGAUUUACGUUCCUUUGAUACAUCCAUAACAGAUCGUGAAAGAACUAUGCCCGUAACAGUGAGGCAAUUGGAAACUUUGAUUCGUGUAUCAACAGCUAUGGCUAAAGCCAGAUUAGCGAAAAAUAUUGAACGAUCAGAUGCUGAAAAAGCUUACCAGUUGUUAUAUUAUGCAUGUUUCAAGGAAAAACCGAAAGAGCGCUUAGAAAUGGAAGAAAAGCAAAGGAAAAAGCACAGAACGAAAUCAGAAAGUGAUGGAACAGAUGAUGAGGAGUCUGAUGUUUCGGAUAACUUGAACGUAUCAGAAGAAACAACAGUGCAAACUUCACUUCGACGAUCGAAAAGGCGUGGAAUGCAGGAAGAUUCACAAAUAUCAGGUUCCGCUGAUUCUUCUGCUAUGGAUGUCACUCCUAGCUUUGAUGGCACAAGUACAGCAGAUUUGAGUGGUCCUAGUGUGAAACGAUUGCGUCAGGAAACACCAUCCAUCAGCAUUGAUCGGUAUAAAAAGUUUCGCAGGUUCUUAAGAAAGGCAUUUGAUGACAACGACAGUAUGGAUGAUAUGAUUGAGGUUUCAGUCAUAAAGAGUGCUAUUCAGGAACAGGCAGGAUUUGUUCCAUUUAGCGAUAAAGAAUUUGAAGCAGCUUUUGAGCAGCUGUCAUCAGAAAAUAUUAUAAUGAUGGUAGACAACAGAAUCACAUUGAUCUAG